AUGCAUUUUUGUCCCCUGGGUGCCCAGGAAGAAUUUGGGGAACGGACAGAUCAGGAGGACUGUCAACCACCCAGGUUCAAGAGCUCAUCAGAUGCGGAGCUUCCUUCCACAACGCUGCAUGGACUUCUUGGAUGCGCAGUAGGUCAUGAGGUCGUUGAGGAGUUGUCCAUUCCUCUUGGCGAGGCCAACACAUUGCAUGUUCUACGGCGCCUACUCCAACAGUUCCAGGAACACGAUCGAAGGCGGCAAGGAGCGGUAGAGGCAGAGGUGGCUAUGGAGCUUCUCCUAGCACAUGGAGUUCCUCGAAAGAUAGCACGCCUGUGCCUGGAGUCGAGUGGGAGUCACUUUCAUUAUGUUACGCUGAUGAAUGAUCUCCUCGCCUCGAAAGAAAGGUAUGGCUACCAGUACGUAUUGGAACUUUUCCAAAGCUUGGACACAGACUCUUCUGGGAGCCUGAGUCUACAGGAGCUGCGCGGGCUCAUCGGUGGCGGCGUCUUUCAGCUGCAGCAUGCAGAAGAUGUGGAGCAGUUGCUGGCCUGGAUGGACACCAACCAGGAUGGCACGGUCUCCUUCACCGAGUUCCUCAAUGUGGCGCUGGAAUACGGCCAGAUAAACACAAGAGCUGAAGGUGAGAACACCUCGCCAAGCUUUUGGGCAGGGCUUGGGUUGCAAGGUUGGGGUGUAUCCUCAACCGAAAGUGCAGCUCCAGUUCAGUCUAUGGCAGCGCAGCGCAAUAGAGGAAGCUCAAUGGCAGGCAUUGCCCAGACAGCUCGAGGUUCCAUGGCAGACCCUGAGGGCCAAAUCAGCACGCAGGCGCCUGAUGCCUCUCCCAAGGUUUGGCGAUUACGAGUGGGCAUCUUCAGUGCAUCCAGCACAGGCACCCCCGAGAUGCCGACCUUCGAGUCUGCCUACUGCAUUUGCUCUUUGUGUGGGGAAGAUGCUGGGUCUAAUGCCAUCGAACUUUUCCGAACUGGCUCAGUCAGAUUUCACAAGCAAGCCACCUGGAACAUCGAGGAGGAGCUCCUGGACUACCAGCCCCCAGACGGCCUCGAAUUCGCGAUUGUCUGUCAAGGUCAGUCGGAGGAGAGGCUGUUUGGCAAAGCGCGGUUGGGACACCGGCAAUUCUUUCCGUUAGGCUGCAAUACGCGGCUGACCCUGUCACGUAGUGGCGGCGGAAUUCAAGGUACGCUAUGGUUGAAAAUUCUGGUCAUGGAGGAUGAUGGGAGCCUCGUAUCGGAAGCACCACUUCAAGACCCAGCCCCGGCUAUGCCGAAGCAGCCAGGCGGAUACAGUGGCCUUGGCUACGGAGCUGGACCAGGCCGUGGGAGCAAACAUGUCGUGGAUGAGGCAAACACAGGCCCAUCGGUGACGUGGGGAAGGUCUUGGGUGGAAGAUCGCCCUCCAGUGCUGGCCGCAAUCCGAAACCGGCGUUUGCCUCCUGCACCGCCUCCCGUGCAGUGGGUACCUCAACAUCCACAUGUCGUGGACGGAGGUUUCUGGGCUCCUGUGUACUCCCCUUCGCACGUUCACGCAGCUACGCCGACACUACGGCAGACCGCGCACCAUGCCAUGGGAGGGGCCGUGCUGUCACCGAGCCGCGCCUGA
Messenger RNA from Symbiodinium pilosum, 1605 nucleotides. NCBI's taxonomy places the organism in Eukaryota, Dinophyceae, Suessiales, Symbiodiniaceae. The record is from the annotation of a GenBank genome assembly.